AUAGUGGUGAGCUUUACACCACUGUAUUGGACACUUUGCAUUGUAUUUGGUAAUGUAAGACUUGGAUGGAGCUGCUCAGCCAUGGAAACUCCAUUAAGAGUUCUUGAGCUUGCUAAAAGAGUUCUUGAGCUUGCCUUAGCAUCCACUGACCCAGCUUGAUCAUUUUAUGUAGACCACUUUUUGUGGCUGAUCCGCUGUCAUUCCUAAUUGAUACCACUUGGAAUAUUUAGUAGUGAGGAAAUUUCACAAUUGGACUUGUUGUACAGGUAGCAGAGUACUAUCCCAGUACAGCACUGGAAUUUACUAAGCUCCUAAGAGCAACCCAUUCUUUCACUAUUGUUUGUAUAAGCAGUCUGCAUGUCUAGGUGCUUAAUUUUAUACAGCUGGGGCCAUUAAAGUGAUUGUAACCAGAAUUCAAUUAUUUAGAUGGGUGAGUGAACACUUUUGACAAUAUAGUGUAUUUAUUCUACUGUGCAAUAACAAAACGUUUAAAGCAUGUAAUUUUCAAUCAUUUUACCGCAUUGGUCAUCCUAUACAAAUAAUGCUAAUCUUGACAAAAGUAGCUCUACAACUGUCUAAUAUUUUAUAUUAUUUACUGAUGCAGCAGUCAGGUAAUUGCCAGCAGGCAGAUGCCUUCGAGCCAAGAGGAGCCAACUAAAUUUCUGGACAUGGUGAAUAAAAGACUUCUGUUUUGCAGAGUAAAGUUUUGAAUGACAUUUGUUAUUGUUACGGAUUAGUUGAUUGCUUUGUCUUAACAUUACACUGUUUCAUAUAAUCUUUAUCAGUGCACCUACUUAUCAAACCUAUUUUGUAUUUAUUUCAGCAGAAGAGUGGGAGAAGAGUGAGGUGCCUUUUACCUGCCAAGGUCAUGAUGCUAAGGACUAAGCCCCUCACUACUCCUGAAUAAUGAGCCUUCUCUUCAAGGACUUCAUGUUGCAUCUUGUUUGGCAGCAUGAACCACACCUGCGAACCACAGGCAUCCAACAAGACUGCAGAUCCACUGGGAGGCCAUCCGAUUUGGGAGGUGGUUUUAAUAGUGCUUGUGACCGGCCCCCUCUCCUUCAUUACCAUCCUGGGUAACCUCUUGGUGGUCAUCUCCUUCCGGGUGAACAGUCAACUGAGAACCAUCAGCAACUACUAUCUACUGAGUCUGGCUGUCGCUGACCUGAUCUUGGGCACAGUGUCGAUGAACCUCUACACUGCUUAUAUCAUAAAGGGCCAAUGGAUGUUGGGACAUUUAGCGUGUGAUCUGUGGUUAGCGCUGGACUACGUCGCUAGCAAUGCUUCCGUUAUGAACCUUUUGGUCAUCAGCUUCGACCGGUACUUUUCUGUAACAAGGCCACUUACGUAUCGAGCCAAGCGGACGCCUAAACGGGCAGCGGUGUUGAUUACGCUGGCGUGGGUGGUGUCGUUCGCACUGUGGGCUCCUGCAAUCUUGCUUUGGCCACAUGUGGAUGGGAAACAACCAGGUGAGGAGGACGAGGAGGUCAAAGACUGCUCCAUUCCCUUCCUGGCAGUGCCCCCUCUGACCUUUGGGACAGCCAUUGCUGCUUUCUACCUCCCUGUUAGCAUCAUGAUCAUUCUAUACUGGCGGAUUUACUGGGAGAUUGAGAACAGAGCCAAAGGACUUGCCAAGUUUGUGGGAUCUGUUAGCAGCAGUGCGGGAAACUCCAUCAAGGAGGACAAGCGGCCAAGUCACCAAAAUAGUGCCCAAAGCAGUCUCAACAGCUCCAUGGAGAGACAUUCUGAGAAACAUCAAGGGGUCACCAGAAAAACGUCAGUCGGGUGCUUUCCUGGGCGACAAAAGCAGCUGCCUCUGGUAACAGCGGAUGCGUCCAUGUUGCCACCACCAGGAGGGGUCGAUUACAAAGAGACUUGCAGCAGCAGUCUCUGGAACAUUGACGACGAGGAUGAUGAUGGCCCAACCUCUUCAUCUACCGAGGAAGAGCAUGAGCAAGACCUUAAAGGAAUGGCGUCUUCUGCAUCAAACCCUGCAGUGAUCAAGUUGAAGGAUCGGCAAGGUAGAUCAGAGGACCAGCAGGAGAUUCCAGCUCUAGCUGGGCAAGCCUUCAGUCAUCCUCCGCUGAGGAAAGCCAGACCGCUGGACCUCAGCCUCAGCAAGCAGCCCAAAACCAAAAGGCGAAUAAACAUGAUCAUCCGAGAAAAGAAAGCGGCACGGACACUCAGUGCCAUCCUGUUGGCUUUCAUCUUGACUUGGACACCCUACAACAUCAUGGUCUUGGCCUCUCUUUCAUACUGUGUCCCUGAGAAGCUGUGGCAGCUGGGAUAUUGGCUGUGCUACGUCAACAGCACGGUCAACCCCAUGUGCUACGCUUUGUGCAACGAGUCCUUCCGAGCCACCUUUAAAACUCUGCUCCUUUGUCGCAAAGGAGAAGCCAAAAUGUGGGAAACGGGCCGCAGAAGUCGCCAUGCCUCCGUGAGGCAGAAUAAGUCAUGUAGCACAGUGUAACGUACUUACUUAUAAUGUGCACAUCACAUAAUGCAACGUACUAACCUUUUUGUACAAUACUGGAUAAAAAAAAUCAAUGUAGAAAGCAAGGAUUUACUAUGAACAGCUGGGGUGUUACACCUCAUGUUAAUUUGAAAGGGCUUCAAAACUAAGUGGAUACAAAUAUAAAUAAAAGUUCUUCUUUUACUAUUAAUUUAUGGUGGCUUAUUCUAGCCUGCAAAGUUUGUAUGCCAUUAAUUCCCAGCUUUAGCAUAACAUGCCAAGAGACUGGGAAUAACUUUCUUGUUUUGACUGUUUGCCAACUAUAAAUGACAAGGAACGUUUGUAUGCUUUGUCGGUUUCCUGAAGCACUGCGAUGUUACA
Molecule: messenger RNA, 2833 nt
Organism: Astyanax mexicanus (Mexican tetra)
Lineage: Eukaryota; Metazoa; Chordata; Actinopteri; Characiformes; Acestrorhamphidae
Gene: chrm1b
Product: cholinergic receptor, muscarinic 1b
Exons: 1
Coding region: 953-2470 (505 amino acids)
Biological process (GO): chemical synaptic transmission; G protein-coupled receptor signaling pathway, coupled to cyclic nucleotide second messenger; adenylate cyclase-inhibiting G protein-coupled acetylcholine receptor signaling pathway
Cellular component (GO): plasma membrane; dendrite; synapse
Molecular function (GO): G protein-coupled serotonin receptor activity; G protein-coupled acetylcholine receptor activity
Source: RefSeq, a predicted model, not a curated record